AUGGGGGGAGAGAGUGGAGGGGAGGGGUGGUGCUGCUGGGCCCUCGUCGCCGUUCCGCGUUGGCGUUGGCGGUGGUGGGCGCCGUCGCGUAUCGUCGUGCUCGCGUGUCGUUGUCGUUGUCGUUGUCGUCGUUGUCGUUGUCGUGUGUCGUCGUCGUCGCGUCGUCGUUCGUCGUGCUCGCAUGUCAUCGUGCUCGCGUGUCGUCGUUCUCGCACGUCGUUGUCGUCCUCGCACGUAGUGUUUGAAAGUCCGGUUCGGUCCGGUUUUUUGAUGCCCAGGGGCGUUAACCGUAACCGUAACCGGUCUGCCUUUUCCCCAGAAGUCAAAAGACCAGACCGGACCGCAAAAAGACCGCAGACCGCGGUUUUUUGCGGUCUAUAG
This is a messenger RNA of Laccaria bicolor S238N-H82, 381 nucleotides long. RefSeq lists its product as uncharacterized. Bases 1 to 381 code for a protein of 126 amino acids. The transcript has a single exon. The record is from RefSeq and is a predicted model, not a curated record. Lineage: Eukaryota; Fungi; Basidiomycota; Agaricomycetes; Agaricales; Hydnangiaceae.